UAUUUUUUCACACCCUAAAAAGUGAUUUACAGUAGAAUUUCCAUUUCUUCUGUUAUGUUAAUGUCAGAUGCAGCGAAGGAGAGGACCCCGCCUCCACCUCUCUCUCUCUCUCUCUCUCUUUCUCUCUCUCUGUGCCUGCCACAAUGGGAUUUCCAUUUCACUGCAAUUUGCAUGCAAGCUUUGUUGCAACCCCGAUUUGCCUUUUUCCUACGUGACAGGCUUGCUGCCAUACACGCACUCACACACACAAUCUCUCUCUCUCUCUCUCUCUCAUCCUUUUUGUGCCUAUACGUGUGCGAAGAUUCCCUCUAUCGUAAUCUGCAGUGAGCACCACUAUCAUCGCCACUACUUGGACUUCUGCUGCAGAUAAAACUAGCUCUCGCGCUUAUAACGGAAAAGCUGCCCCAAAAUUCUUUUUAUCCCUCGUUCCUCUUUUUCAUCUAGGAAGGCUGUAUGUUGAAUAGGUGCAAGUGAUGGGAGUCUCGAAUUCCCGGUUGGAAGAAGACAAGAGCCUGCAGCUCUGCCGCGCUAGGAAGAAAUUCAUCAAACAAGCACUUAAUGGCAGGUGUUCCCUUGCAGCAGCUCACACUGCUUAUAUUGAGGAAUUGAAAAUCAUAGGAGCUGCUUUGAGAAGAUUUGUGGAACCUGAUCAGCUUCAGCUUGAAUUUUUAGCCUAUCCUGCAACAAGUGCUACUCCUCAGCCACUUGCUUUGACUGAGAAGCCUGUCACUCGAUUAUCUCUCGCGUCUCCGUCUCAAUCACAACACGUAGAUGCUCAGCUGCCAUCCCCAAGCCAGUACCAGGCUCAUCCUAUGAAGUUUACAGGGACGGUUUCCAGAAAAAUCGAAGAAAAGCCUCCUGUGCCUGUUGUGGUUUCGGUUGAUUCAACAACUACUCCUCCAGGCGCGGUUUCGUCUUUUGAAACCCCAUCAGAUAACCCUCCAUGGGAUUACUUUGGCCUGUUCCACCAUGUGGACAAUGAGUAUUCUGCAGUGGAUCAGGGUUCAGAGUUCUCUGAUGAGAUUAGGCAUCUUGGGGAAGAGGAAGGAAUUCCUGAUUUGGAGGAUGUACGGGUGAGUUCAUCCUCAGAAGAAACGCAUGAAUCAGAAGAAGAAUUUGAUGAACCCCCUAUAGCUUCACUUGUUAGGAGUUUUAAAAAUGUUAACGCUGCCGCAGAGGGUGUCGGCAAUGGUGAGUCAGAGUCAGCCAUUAGUACAGAAUCAGAAACCAAGCAUAAUGUGAAUGAAAGGAAUGUUGGUGUUGUAGUGCCGGAGACCAAUUCUGCAAAUGGGAGAAAAGUUAAUCCUCCUGAUUUAUCGCCUCGUAGCAAUGAUGUGGAAACUACAGCAGAUGGAGGAAGUGCAGUUGAAGACAAGGUUGCGCCUAAGGACUUCUAUGCUAGCAUCAAUGACAUUGAACAGCUUUUUGUGAAAGCAUCUGAAUCUGGAAAAGAAGUUCCACGGAUGCUUGAAGCAAAUAAAUUCCAUUUCCGUCCAGUUUUGACUGGGAGAGAACGUAGGUUAGCAGCUGCAUCACUACUAAAAUCUUGUCUCUCUUGUGGGAAAGAUCCAAGAGAGGUUCAACAAGAGACUUCUCAAAAUUCUAUUAAGUACUUAACAUGGCACCGGACAGCAUCAUUUCGUUCUCUAUCAUCCCGGAAUCUUCUAGCUGCGAACUCCAAUGGUAAUAUUGCUGAUCCUAGUAACACUCUAUUCGACAACUUCUGCAUGGUCUCUGGAAGUCAUGCCUCAACCUUAGAUAGGCUUUACGCAUGGGAGAAGAAACUCUAUGACGAAGUUAAGGCUAGUGAGGCACUUCAAAGUAGUUUUGAACAGAAGUGCAAGCUUCUUCGACAGAGAGAAUCACGCGGAGAGAAUACUGAAAAGACUCGUGCAGCAGUCAAAGAUCUACAUUCAAGAAUUACAGUGGCUAUUCACAGAAUCAACUCAAUCUCAAAGAAAAUAGAAGUUAUUAGAGAUACCGAGCUUCAGCCACAGCUCGAGGAGUUAAUUGAGGGGUUAAGGAAGAUGUGGGAAACGAUGAUGGAAUGCCACAAGCUACAAUUACUCAUCAUUUCGAUAUCUCAUGCCCCCGGAAGCACAAGAUUGAAAAUGCAGUCAGAUUCACAAAGGCAGAUUACCAUCCAUCUCGGUUACAGACUCAGCUCUUUAUCAUCCAGCUUCACGAAAUGGAUCAGCGCCCAGAAAAUCUACGUGGAAGCCAUCGACAAGUGGCUCUUCAAGUGCGUCUCGCUUACACAGAAGAAACCUUCCAAGAGGAACAGAAGGUCGAGGCCUCCAUCCAUGAGACACUGCGGGCCGCCUAUAUACAUGAUAUGUGGUGUCUGGUUGGAAAUGAUCGACGGCUUGCCUUCAAAAGGGGUUGCCGAUUCUAUCAAGGAACUGGCUGCAGAAGUUGCUCAGUUUCUGCCUCGUCAAGACAAGAAGCAGGGCAGAACCAACAGAAGUGAGGCUGCUGCAACCGAUACGUUGAGAGAUGUAGACGACGUUGUGCCUCGUUUGGACCGUGUUAGGACGAGCUUGGAAGGUUUUCUUUCGAAACUAAACAGCUUCGCAGAGUGUUCGCUGGGGAUGUUUACUCAACUGCAGAAGGCCACCCAAGAUGCCAAGAAGAACUAUGAACAGUUUAUGUCCCAACGAUCACAGGUUUUGGUCUGAAUUCGGCAACUAUAUAUAUUGUUAUAAGGUAUAGCAUGUAUGGAUGCACGUUGUAUAUGAAUAAUGAAUAAACGGUAUAGGAAAUUUAUUCCGGUGUAUGUGCACACAGGGGAUUCUUUUUUAUUUAUUUUUUACUUGGGAGAGGGUCGGCGAGAUUUGAACCUUA
Molecule: messenger RNA, 2844 nt
Organism: Salvia miltiorrhiza (redroot sage)
Lineage: Eukaryota; Viridiplantae; Streptophyta; Magnoliopsida; Lamiales; Lamiaceae
Product: protein ALTERED PHOSPHATE STARVATION RESPONSE 1-like
Exons: 6
Coding region: 474-2678 (734 amino acids)
Source: RefSeq, a predicted model, not a curated record